Apodemus sylvaticus (European woodmouse) is the source of this 387-nucleotide messenger RNA. Its product is annotated as bcl-2-related protein A1-like. Gene Ontology annotation, molecular function: protein homodimerization activity; channel activity; protein heterodimerization activity. The record is from RefSeq and is a predicted model, not a curated record. The transcript has 2 exons. NCBI's taxonomy places the organism in Eukaryota, Metazoa, Chordata, Mammalia, Rodentia, Muridae. Gene Ontology annotation, biological process: negative regulation of apoptotic process; extrinsic apoptotic signaling pathway in absence of ligand; positive regulation of apoptotic process. Gene Ontology annotation, cellular component: mitochondrial outer membrane. Bases 1 to 387 code for a protein of 128 amino acids.
AUGAGGCACUGUCAGUCUAAGUAUAUCCACUUCCUGGCUGAGAACAAUCUUCAGUAUGUCCUACAGGCACCUGCCUUUGAAUUGACUCCAAGUGAGACAUCCAGAGUUCUACAAAGAGUCGCUUUCUCCGUUCAGAAAGAAGUUGAAAAGAAGCAGAAGCCGUUCUUGAAUGACUUUCAUGUGGAAUCCAUAGAUACUGCCAGAAUAAUAUUCAGCCAAGUGAUGGAAAAAGUAUUUGAAGAUGGCAUCAUUAACUGCAGAAGAAUUGUAACUAUAUUUGCCUUUGCAGGAGUUCUCCUUAAAAAAACUUCCACAAGAGCAGAUUGCCAGGGAUGUGGGUGUGUACAAACAAGAUUCCAGUUUUGUGGAAGAAUUCAUAAUGAAUAA